UGUUUUCCCUCGCGCCGCCGUCGCCGUGCGCAGCCACCGGCGCCGGCUGCGUCCAGCCGUCGCCUGCGGUCGCCUGCCGGCGCUGCCGCCGUUUCCCUGGCCUGCGCCGCCGCGCUGCCGCCUCCCUGCCCCUGUCCUUCGUCGUUGCCCCGUGCCCUUCGUCGUUGCGACUGCAGUUGUAUAGUUUCCAACUUUUUAAGCAUCGCGAGUUCUUUAGAAGAGUCCAGAAGACUAAUUGAAGACCGUUGACAGACCGUUGAUAGGAAGAUCUUCACAAAAAACGACAACGCGGACGAUGACGAGCCAUCUCGACGAGCCUUUACUCCGUGGCAAAGAUGAGGAAGAAGAAAAACUACAAGACGACGAGGUGUUUAACGACGUGGAGGAGCAGCGGCUCCUGCCUCGCUGCAGCACAGGCGGCGCUUCGUUCUACAGCAACGGUAGUGCCUCCUUCUGGCGAAGCUGCCUGAACCUGAGCAAUGUGAUUUCGGGCAUCGGGAUGCUGUCUGUGCCGUACGCGCUAGCGCAGGGCGGGUGGCUCAGUCUGGUGCUCUUCGCCAUGGUCGGCGCCAUCUGCUUCUACAGCGGCAAGCUCGUCGACCGCUGCAUGCGUGCCGACCGCUCCGUCCGGAGCUACCCGGACAUCGGCCACCUCGCAUUCGGCGCCGUCGGCCGGACGGCCAUCGGUGUCAUCAUGUACACCGAGCUCUACCUGGUCGCCAUCAGCUUCCUCAUCCUCGAGGGCGACAACCUUGACAAGCUCCUCCCUGGCACGACGGUGGAGCUCCUAGGGUACCAGCUGCACGGGAAGCAGCUGUUCGUGCUCCUAGCGGCAGCCGUCAUCCUCCCGACCACCUGGCUGAAGAACCUCGGCAAGCUCGCCUACGUCUCGGCGGUCGGCCUCAUCGCGUCCAUGGCGCUGACGGCGUCCCUCGUCUGGGCUGGCGUCGCCGAGAACGGCUUCCGCACCGGCGGCGGCAACCUCUUGAACCUGAGCGGGUUGCCCUCGGCCCUCAGCCUCUACUUCGUCUGCUUCGCUGGCCAUGGUGUAUUCCCGACCGUCUACACCUCGAUGAAGAGAAGCAGGGAUUUUCCAAAGGUUUUGUUGAUCUCUUCAGUGUUGUGCAGUCUCAAUUAUACAUUGACAGCAGUGUUGGGAUACAUGAUCUACGGUGACGAUGUGCACGCACAGGUGACACUAAACUUACCCACAGGGAAGCUGUACACGAGGAUCGCCAUCCUAAUGACACUAAUCACCCCGCUGGCGAAGUACGCUCUCGUGAUCCAACCUAUCACGACGGUGAUAGAGGAGAAGCUGAAGAGAUCAGCAACAACGAUGCCCAUGCCAGGCAACAAUGGGCUUGGUAGGGUGUUCACCAGCACUAUCAUCGUCAUCACCAUGGUGGCGCUGGCGUGCACGCUCCCCUUCUUUGGCUACCUCAUGUCGCUCAUCGGGUCGUCACUGAACGUCACCGUCGCCGUCCUAUUCCCGUGCCUAUGCUACCUCAAGAUCUACAUGCAUCGGGGAAUCCACCGUCUCGAGGUGGCAGCGAUCAUCGGGAUACUGCUAUUUGGGGUGUGUGCCGCUGUCAUAGGCACUUACACCUCCCUUCACCAGAUUAUCGGCACAUUUUGAUAUACACUAGCUCUUAUCAUUUCGCUUCUGGUUAUGCUUAUAAGCAGAAAUUUUAGUUUUUAGCUUUAAAUUUAAAGUUUAUUUUAAGAGGUUUUUUU
Oryza brachyantha (malo sina) is the source of this 1734-nucleotide messenger RNA. RefSeq names its product amino acid transporter AVT1I-like. NCBI's taxonomy places the organism in Eukaryota, Viridiplantae, Streptophyta, Magnoliopsida, Poales, Poaceae. The transcript is spliced from 4 exons. The record is from RefSeq and is a predicted model, not a curated record. Bases 296 to 1636 code for a protein of 446 amino acids. Gene Ontology annotation, cellular component: plasma membrane.